Coniophora puteana RWD-64-598 SS2 is the source of this 5264-nucleotide messenger RNA. RefSeq names its product beta and beta-prime subunits of DNA dependent RNA-polymerase. Gene Ontology annotation, biological process: DNA-templated transcription. Gene Ontology annotation, cellular component: RNA polymerase I complex. NCBI's taxonomy places the organism in Eukaryota, Fungi, Basidiomycota, Agaricomycetes, Boletales, Coniophoraceae. The record is from RefSeq and is a predicted model, not a curated record. The transcript has 16 exons. Gene Ontology annotation, molecular function: DNA-directed RNA polymerase activity; DNA binding. The coding region runs from base 50 to 5149 and encodes 1699 amino acids.
GAGGCCUCCUGAGUUGCGUCCCUCGGUCUGCUCACAGCUGGCGAGCACCAUGAACAUCGCCCACUCGAUACCUUCCACUGUAUCAAGCGUCUCUUUCUCAUUCCUCACUAGCCAGGAUAUUCGCCGCAUCUCUGUCAAACAGAUCGUCAAUCCUGUUCUCCUCGAUGAUCUGAAUAGACCUAAUAUCGGAGGCCUCUACGAUCCUGCUCUGGGACCGAGCGAGCGUCAGGACAUCUGCGCAACAUGUCGCCUCAGCUACUUCACUUGUCCUGGCCACUUCGGCCAUAUUGAACUCCCGCUCCCAGUAUUCCAUCCGCUUUUCAUGGUAAACGCGUACAACAUCCUCAGAGCCACUUGCUUGUUCUGUCAUAAAUUCAAGCUGCCACGUACAGUUCUAUGUAAAUAUGCUGCUAAACUGCGACUGCUUGAACAUGGCCUACUCGAAGCUGCACAUGGCAUCGAUGACAUCCGUCUCAUACAGCGCAAGGAGAAAGGCGAUGAUGCUGAAGAUGAUGGUGGCUCGGAUGAGACAGCGCAGGAGUUUGAAAUGCGUGUCAACCUAUACGUUUCGAUAUACCUAUCUCGUGCAUCUAGCAGCAGGCGAGAUCACUACAAGGAUGGCCUCGUUUACCAGGCCCGCAAGGACAUUAUUUCGGACUUCAUGCGCACAGCUAUGAUUCGGCAAUGUAAAAACUGUGGAGCCCAUGGCUUCACCUUUCGAAAGGAGGGUCACACAAAGGUCAUCGAGUACGACCUUACUCCGAAACAGAAAAGUCAACACGCUUACUCUGGCUUAAAACGGCCUCGCGUGCUUGAUUUGGCUCCAGUCCCGAACCAUUCAGACAUAAACCAUAUGGAUGUGGACUCUGCCAGCUCUGAAUCAGAAGGGGAGGGCGAGCCGAUUCUUUCUGAGGACAAUGACGAACCUCCCAAUGUUGCUAAACCCUCGGAAGACCACCAAGCUCGCGCAGUCAACGGUAAAAUCAAAGGGAAGCGUGGGCGAAACGAGCGACUCAUGCCUCCAGAAGAAUGCCGGGCUCACAUACGUCGUCUAUUCAAAAACGAAUCGACAUUGUGUUCCCUUCUGUAUGGGCGACACGGCCCAUUUGCCCCGCUCACGCCCACAGGUCUGUCGCUUGCCUCCGCAGACAUGUUCUUCAUGGAGGUCGUCCCUGUGCCACCCACACGCUUCAGACCACCAGUAAGGAUGGGUGAAACGCUCUUUGAGCACCAGCAGAACGAGCUUCUCUCAAAAGUGCUGAACAGCUCUUACCGUGUACGCGAUGCCAAUGCCAAUGUCAGGGCGAAAGAUGCAACAAAAGACCAGUCAAGAGCUGAAGAGUAUCUAUGGGACUCGGUGGUUCAGAUGCAAAUUGACGUCAAUAGCUUCAUUGACAGUAAUAAGAAUCCUGCUCCCGUACGACAGGGGAAGCUGCCUCCUGCAGGUGUGAAGCAAGGGCUUGAAAAGAAGGAAGGCCUGUUCCGAAAGCACAUGAUGGGUAAACGUGUCAACUACGCAGCGCGUUCAGUCAUUUCCCCCGACGUCAACAUCGAGCCAAACGAGAUUGGUAUUCCACCAGUGUUUGCUCGGAAAUUAACAUACCCUGAACCCGUCACUCCUAUCAACUUCCAUGAGCUGCGGCAAUAUGUGAUUGCCGGUCCUAAAAACUAUCCCGGAGCAACGAUGGUGGAGUAUGAAGAUGGGCAUCAGCAAUCUCUGGAGAACAUGACUAUUGAGCAGCGCACAGCAAUAGCAAAUCAGCUGUUGACACCUUACAACGGUAGCGACAAUCGUCGUGGCCUUGCGACCAAAACCGCGUCUGUCAACAAGAAGGUGUAUCGACAUCUACUCAACGGCGACAUCUUGAUCUUGAACCGACAGCCAACACUGCACAAACCUAGUAUGAUGUGCCAUAAAGCUCGCAUAUUACGUGGCGAGAAGACCAUUCGAAUGCACUAUGCUAACUGUAACUCUUAUAAUGCUGAUUUUGAUGGAGAUGAAAUGAACAUUCACUUCCCUCAGAAUCAAGUAGCUCGCGCUGAGGCGAUGCUCAUUGCCAAUACCGACAAUCAGUACUUGGUGCCAACCUCUGGAAAGCCUUUGCGUGGUCUCAUUCAAGAUCAUGUUGUAGCUGGCGUUUGGAUGACAUGUCAAGAUGCCUUCUUCACUCGAGAAGAGUACUUCCAGCUACUCUAUGGCGCCUUGAGGCCUGAAGACCAGAUAGACCAAGUGGGGAGGCUGAAAACACUACCACCAACAAUAUGGAAGCCGGCACCUCGUUGGACGGGCAAACAAAUCAUCUCCACUGUCCUGAAAAACAUCACUCCGACCAAUGCUGAAGGUCUAAACCUUGAAUCUAAGGCCAAGGUUCCAGGCAAUCUGUGGGGCAAAGGUUCGACGGAAGAUAACGUCAUCUUCGUUGACGGAGACCUUGUCUCUGGAGUCCUUGACAAAUCGGCAUUUGGUGCAACGGACUACGGCCUUGUCCACUCUGUCUAUGAGCUGUAUGGGGCCGAUGUUGCUGGUAAAUUGCUAGGGAUCCUUAGUAGGCUCUUCACAAAGUUCCUCCAGCACCGAGCUUUUACUUGCCGCAUGGACGACCUCGCUUUGACCCCUGAUGCAGACAAACGAAGGUCCGAUAUCUUGGAUGAUGCAUGCAACUUUGGCACCGAUGCUGCUAUCGAGAACUUUCCUUCACUGGUUGGUCUAGACAAAGAGGACGUCCCUCAGGCGCUAGCUUCGCUACUGCGAGACAUCCUCCGGGACGAUAACAAAAUGGCUGGUCUUGAUGUCACUGUACGAAACAAGAUGGGAGGGCUCACGAAGUCUGUCGAAGAUGCUUGCGUCCCUGGAGGUCUUCUACGGAAGUUCCCCUACAACCACAUGCAGAUGAUGACACUGUCUGGUGCCAAAGGCAGUGCUGUAAACGCACGACAAAUCUCGUGUGGUCUGGGCCAGCAAGAGCUAGAAGGUCGUCGUGUACCUCUCAUGGUCAGCGGCAAAUCACUACCCUCAUUCAAAGCUCUGGAGACCAAAGCUAUUGCUGGUGGAUAUGUUGCAAGCCGUUUCUUGACGGGGAUCAAACCUCAAGAAUUCUACUUUCAUUGCAUGGCUGGUCGUGAAGGUCUGAUUGAUACAGCUGUCAAGACUUCACGUUCCGGGUACCUUCAGCGUUGCUUGAUCAAGCAUUUGGAAGGACUCCGCGUCCAUUAUGACCAUACUGUCCGCGGUAGCGACAUGUCGAUCUAUCAAUUCCAUUACGGUGGAGACGGCCUCGAUGUCACCAAACAGAAACACUUGUAUCAAUUCGGCUUCGUGGCCCAGAACGAAAAAUCUUUCGUCAAUCGUCUACAGCCUGCGGAGGUUGCUCAGGCCAUCAAUGAGGAAGAUGCUAUUGCGUACAUGAAAAAGGUUCUCAAGAAGUCUGCUGAGCGCGAGGACAAGCAUACGCCUGCGCCGCGAGAGGUUUACGAUCCAGCCCUGAACAAGUUCACACCAAGUCGCUACCUGGGUAGUACUUCGGAAAAGUUUGCUAGCGCACUGGACAGCUACACUAAAACUAAUCCUCACAACCUACUCCGGUCCAAGAAGCUUCACCAUCCUCUUCCCAUCAAAAAGCGGAAGGACAACAUGUCUGUGAAUCACUUCAAAAUGCUAAUGAAUGUAAAGUAUAUGCGAAGUCUGGCUGACCCUGGGGAAGCGGUUGGUUUACUGGCAUCGCAAGGAGUUGGCGAGCCAUCAACCCAGAUGACUUUGAAUACUUUCCACUUUGCCGGCCACGGUGCUGCCAACGUUACGCUCGGAAUUCCUCGACUGCGAGAAAUCGUCAUGACGGCUUCGCAGAAACCCAAGACACCCUCUAUGACCAUGGAAGCUCGUGCAGAUACGUCUCAGGGCGAGGUUUCAGCCUUCUGCAAGCAGGCUAAUCGCAUGACCCUCGCUCAAGUCGUUGAGAAGAUUACUGUACGAGAGCGGCUAACCGCCAGCGGAGAUGCUCACCGCACGGAGUUCAUCGUCGACAUGGAAUUCUUUCCCGAGGAGGAGUAUCGAAGCGAAUAUGACGUCGAGCCAUCAGAGAUCUUGGCCGUGUUUAGCUCCAAAUUCCCCCUUUUCCUGAAGAAGGAGAUUCAAAAUGAAAUCAAGAAGAUUGACGCUGAUCUGAAGAGCCAAAUUGCUGAGCUUGGCAAAGGGAAAGUGUCGAAAGACCUUCCGGUGGACGGGGGAGAUGCUGAAGAUGAGGCUGCACCUCCGAGUCGGGGUCGAGAUGAUGACGAAAGGAGUGAAGAGGGAGAUGGUGAUGCGGAGGACGAGAAGCGGGCGAGGCAGCGGAAGCAGCAAGCUACUUACGAUUCGGACGAGGACGAGGACCCAACCGAGCUUGACGAAGAUGCAAUCGAGGCGGCGUUUGCCACUGCGUCUAACGAUGAUGAAGAGCGGGCUGAAAUUCCGAAGCUCAGCAAGUCACUCAAAGAGAGGAUCAAGGUUGUUUCGGACUUAUUCCAGCACAACCUCAUCUUUGCCACAUCAUUUGAUUUUACUACAAAGAAGUGUACAUUCAAGUUGGAGUUCACUGCAGAGUUCCCAAAAUUACUGCUGGUUGGCGUGGUGGAACGCACUUGUCACAAGUCCAUCAUUCGGGAGAUUCCAGGCAUCGCCGACUGCUUCAGUUCGGCAAAGGACAACGAUCAAAAGGGUAAAAAGAAGAUUCAGGUCACUACGAAUGGUUCUAAUCUUCAGGGAAUGUGGCUCUUUAACGACCAAGACGUCAUUGUCAAUGAUACUAUCUACUCCAAUGACAUUUACGCCAUCCUGAAGACGUACGGUGUGGAGAUGGCUCGCGCGGCUAUCCUCCGGGAAAUUGGAGGGGUGUUUAGUGCUUACAAAAUUGAUGUAGACAUGAGACAUCUAGAGUUGAUUGCGGAUUAUAUGACUUUCGAAGGCGGGUACAAGCCUUUCAAUCGGAGCGGAUUGUCUAGCAACCCUUCCCCACUCCUCAAGGCAUCUUACGAGACAACCGCUGCAUUCCUGUCUGAUGCCACGCUGUAUGGCGACUUCGAUGAUCUCUCGACUCCAUCCGGGAACAUCGUCAUGGGCCGUCCGAAUAGAACGGGGACGGGUGUGUUUGAUGUCGUCAUGCCCAUCGCAUGACGAAGGUUCCACCAACUAGACACUUGCUGCCAUGCAUAUGCUAUCACUGCUUUAUGUCGGAUCAUUUACGGGACUUUUAUGUAGCCCUUAACAUUGUUAUGCAUUUCCUUUUGCC